GUUCAUAUGAUGAAAGAUGGCGGCUGAGAGAAAUAAUCGAAACAGCUGAUUGCAAUAGAAGCUUAAGAUGAACAUCUCUCAGCAGAUUUUAGCUUUAGACGCUCGAUACAACGCUUACAGAGUUCAAAGUAAUCCUCAGUAUCGUAAGUAACGAAUUUUGAAACCAACUUUUAUUUAUUUAGCCAGCCUUAGGACGAACCCUUCAAACCAAAAUUUUAAUCCCCAUCUGUUGUUUGUAUACAUAUCUCCAAAAGAAGUAGUGGGGAGAAACUGUGAAACUGUAAAUUCAGUUUAUCUUGUGCGAUCAUAUUCUUGAUUCUCAUGACCAUCCUGUUUUGCAGGGAGAAAUUUGAGACUGAUCACUCUUAGGGCUCAAAGUAAAAUACAGGGGCCGGUUGCUCGAAGCCUGGUUAGCGCUAACCUUUGGUUAAGUGGUAUCAAAAUGUAUAGUUUCCAUAAAUUUAGCAAAAUACGGUACUUAAUGGGACAUUGCAUUGUUUAUCCGCACUCCACCACCCCCCCACCCCCCGCCACCUCUGUCUGUCCGACGGACUAUUAUAACCUACUUAUUCCGUUCAUAUUUUUCACCUUGAAAGACUAUUACACUCUGAUGUUUUUCCAUCGAUUGAUGUAGGAACCUUGUAUAUUAGAAGGAGGAAUCAACUGCUAAGAGAAAAUGCGAAAAAAGAGGUAUUAUUAUUUUAUUAUUUUUAUUCAUUUAUUGUCUAUUUUUAUUCCAGGUGGAUUAUUUUCUCAUCCCUGAUGUUGCCGUCAAUCGGCAAUAACUCUAUAUUUUUAUUUAUUUAUUUAUUUAAUUCAAGAUUUUUUACUAAGGCCUAUAGCUAACUCUGGUCAUUUGAACUAUUUUAGAAAGCAGAUCAUUCUUGUCGUCGUCAGUAUCUUUAUUUACGAAGACAGCUGCUUUCAAAGCGAUAUGGACCAUCUGAGUCAUCGUUAUCACGGUAAGAAAUGUUAUAAAAUUUAAAACCCACCAUGUGUUGGAUUUUUACUUUGGGUAUCUUUUCGGAAAGCAUGGGUCCAGUGUAGCAGCAGAUAAGAACACAGGUGAUUAUGUGCUUUAGUUAGCUAAAAAAGAAAGUAACACACAAUAUAAUUAUUGCUUCAUACCAUUGUUAGAUAGUUGGUACUGUCGACCUUCCUCUUUAGGUGAAAAGAUAAAGUGCUGUCUAGCUAUAGACUCGAUAAGCUAUAAAAUUCAGUGCAGUUAUAGCUGAGGAAAACAGCUGACAUUUCAUGAUGGUAUCACUUUUUUCCCGCAAAAUGAGGUCUGAGAAACGAUUGGAGAAUUCCAUACUGAUGAUGCAUCACUACCUGGAUCUGGGUAAUGGUUGAAGCAAAUUUUCAGCCAAUCAAAGCAAAGGUUACAUAGUGUGGGCAACAACGAUCGAAGGUCAGAACACUUUUGCUCCAUCACUGUGCUUUGCAUAAGUUUCACGUGACAGAUAGCCAACACACGCGUUAUCAGAUUAUGAGUGACAGAAGAUCCAAACACAAGUGAUCAGUCCAUUCAUUCUUAGUGGAAGUAAAGUCCAAAUGAAUGCUGGCUACAUAUAUGCGACAGAUGCAUAAUAACAACCUGGAGAUUAGGAUUGCUGGCUCCUCUGGUCACCUGCAAUGAUAUUUUCUUUAAAUUCAUUUUCAGAAGUCGAAGUGCAAGCACUUAUAGUAAAUUGAGCUCUUUUGAGGUAAGCUUGCAUGAAUGCAAACUUGAAUUAACAAACAUUAAUUAUUAGCUUUUCUUAUAGGUGUGGUAAAACAAAGUAAUUUUUUUUUGUAAACAAUUGUCUCGUGGAGCUAUAAGAGUUGAAAUGUUCUUGACUGAGGCAAUUGCAUGUGCAAGUCAGGAGGGAGAAGUUACGUCUUUCCCCGUCCCCCUUGUAAUGCUGUUACCAGUACAUUAUAAAUGAGGUAGGGAUCAUUGGCCUUGUCAUAUUGGGAACUAUAUACUGACCUGUAAAUGUUUUUUAAGAUUUUGGUAAUUUUCUCAGUCAGUAUCUUUGGCAGGAAUGUGUUGUAACCAUUUUUUGCAAGUACUUGUAGUUUUAGCUGUAUAAUAAACAGAGAAGGUUAUAGCCGGAGAAAACCCUGGGAUAUACUUAAAGGUAUUAAUCUCUUUUUACAGACCAGCUUCGACUCUCUUCACAUUGAUUCACCUGAAGCAGGACAUACCCCAAACAAGCCCACUCAUAGGCGUUACCACAGUGGCGGCUCUUUCAAAUUCCUGCCUCCACAGGAUCGGCCAGAGUCCCCACCAAGAGGUGUAGUACCCACACGCAAAGCUGAGGCCAGCAGGUGAUUACAUAACUUGAGUGCAAAUUAGAAGUACUGUCAGGUUAAACCAUUGCCUUGAAACAUUCACAGACAGAUUAAAAUAAUGAUAACAAACAAGGCAAAGAAGGAUUGAAACUACAUGUAAGUGGUGGCAAAGACAUGUGCAAAUGCAAUAUAACGGGGAAAUCCUGACAGGGACAUGGCAUCCUCCCCAGUAUAUGAAAUGAAGGGUUUUGACAUUCAGACCAGGGACAUACAUUUAUGAUCCCUUAUCCCAAGAAAAGGCAAGGAUAAAAGUUAACAUUUUAGUGCACUUGCAAAGUUUUACUAGUACGAUUUUUUUCCACUAGCAAAAUGGUGAGACCACUAGCAAAUUCUUUCCCUUUGUUUAAGAGACAUAGAUGAUUCUAACUCGCAAACGUUUGCUAGUGGACAUUUUUUUCACUCACAGAUUAUCAAAAUCCCCAAAAUCCCUUGCAUUUUGCGAGUUUGCAAGCAUUAAUUUCGAGCCCUGAAAGGGGCCUCAUGACAGUUACAUUUAGACUGAAGAGAUUCUAAAGCUGUUAUUUCAAGUGUGCUCUUCAUCAGAACAUUUCAAUAUCACCAGAAGAGGGCAACUGAUUGGAAACAGCACAGAAAAUUGAUGUUGUGUAUUAAAAUUACACACCAUUGAGAAUCACCAGACAUGUUUGAAUUGAUGCAGCGUAAGAAAAUUUGUUUAACUGUGGAAACAAGUACAAUGAAACCUCUUAAAAUACUGAGAUUUGUUUGUCACUUUCAAGAGGAGGUUGCUUGUGAGAGUUGUUCCAAACAUAGUGCUUUUACUGAGAACUUUAAGUUGGUCAUCACCUUUGAAAGGUCUUGGGUUAACAGAGAUUUUUGCAAAUUAGCGUUUGACUAUGUUAAAACUAAGUAGAAAAGCAGAGGUUUAUAAAAUACAGUCAUGUAAAGGAUUUUUUUAUUUGGUUACUUUCCACAAGGCGAAUGGCAGGAAACACUAGUUUGGGAGAGAACUAUGCAUUUGCUGGCAUGUAUCACAUCUUUGAUCAACAUGCAAAAAGUGGUAAGGAUCAGUUCAAAUAUUUAACUUUUUAAAUGUGAAGCAAUUUUUUUUUAUAAUCUAAACAACACUGUCAAUAUAGCCUGGAGAUGGUAUUUUUGUACACUAAGGCAUUGAAAGUUCUUUAAAAUAAAUGUAAAUAACUUUCAAUCAUGUUCUGCACAGGAGAGUGUUCUAGACAAAACUGCCUUCAAAAAGGGGUACUGUAACUAGUACUAUGUACAUUAACUUGUCUAUUUCAAAUUACAUGGUACUAACAACAUCCAUUCAUCAGGGAUGUAGGCAGAGAUUAGGUUUCUCAAUGAGGAAAUGUAAAAAAAUUUCAAAAUACCUUCUGUCAUGCUUACUUUUUGAUUUGAUAAUACCUCUCUUAGCACGUACCUGUACAAUAUAUUCCCCAAGGCACUGCUCAGCACCUAAGUUUGUCUCAUACUAGAUGUAGCACCAUGAUGCCCUGUUCACAGGCUUACCUAUGAUGUCUUGCAACAAAGUUCAUUUUAUAUUCGUGUACAGUAGUCUAUGGCUUAUUCUUUGUUGUUUUCUUCCUGCAGUGACAGCUAUUAAAUUUGCGCAUGACGAUAAAUACCUGUUAGCGUGUAGCUCCACUGAUGCCACUCUGUCAGUCUGUGCGCUUGUACCUUCACCUCCAUCCGUGUCUUGUACACUGAGAGGACACACAGCUGCUAUCAUGGGUAACACUGUACCUUACAUAUGUAUAGUAUUGCUUUUUGUUGAUACAACUUCACUCAGUAGAGUACAAAUAACGCUCAAAACGAGUACAAAUAUCUCACGGUAUGUACUCCAGAAGGCCGGUUUGACCAGUUUUCUACAAACAUCACACGUGGCUGAAAAUGCAUCGUUUUCCGAAGAAACUAAAGAGUAGGGGUCAAACUGUAAGCUUAAAAAACCUUUUUUCUAGAGAAAAAUCGCCUAAGCAACAAUGAAAUGUUGGCACAUUAAAAAUAGUCAGAACUUACAAUCAUUAUAAUCUCAAAAUACAACAGAGAAGAUUAAACAGACCUGAACUUGUGUAAUAUAGAGAUGGCGAUGGCGACAAUCCGUGAAACAAACAACGUCAAUGAAAAUUAAUAUAUUCCAUGCCGAGGAUCUGAACAGUCUUCAGUGACUUCUACUUCUUUCAAAAUGUGAUGAAACUCGACAUGGUAGAUUCUAGACGUACUCUUAAGACUUUUGGUCGGUAUUUAUCCCGGUUUCAAGUCGGUUGUUUUCGAGUAGCUCUCUUGUAACUGGCUCCUACAAGUGUGUGAAAGUACGGCAAUUAAUUCAUAAGUCGUUGUUGUUUUUACUUUUGCUCUAGUUGCUUUUCAGUUGCUGUAAAAGUGUUACAUUUUUCUUUGAACAUCAGUAAAUCCUUGGAAGAAAGAACAAUAACUUUUUUCUGUUGCUUUCUUUCUCAUGUAGACUUUGACUGGUCGAUAACAAAUGACUUCAUAUUAUCUGCGUCACUGGACUGUACCGCAAGAGUUUGGGACCCCUCUUCGGGCCAGUGCUUGCGCGUUGUAAACGACAGUCAUUCCUGUGGUGUGACAGCUUGUAGAUUUCAGCCUGUUAACAAUAAUAUGCUUCUCGUAUCCUUUUGCUAAAAAAUGUGGGGUAAAUGUAGAUAACAAUAAAGAUGGACAAAACUUUGAUUUGUGGCGUUUGAUUGUGCCUCAUUGGAACGUUUCUACGUGUAAAAUUAACUAGGAUAACCCAGUGUUGCAGGAUGCGAAUACAACCUCUACGUAAAGAUAAACAUAUAACGCUCCGAGUAGUGCUCUUUUCUUUCAUGGUUAAGAGGGAGAGAAUAAGUGUGCAUUAAUCUUUUGUCUCUUGAGGAGAGCUAGUAACUGGAAAUACCUAUCACUGAGGAAAAUCAGGUACCAUUAACAGUUUUAAGAUAACCACUGGCGUGCAUGUACACUGUACAUAUAUAUCAGGUUGAUGAUAAUGAGAAAUCUUUCUUAACGCUGUAAAUAGACUGGAAACCAAAAGGGUCAUCUGAAUGUUUUUAACAUGUCAACUGGUAAAGGUUUUAAGGUGGGUAAUAUAAUUACCGUGUAUUAACCUGUCACAUCAGGGUUAAAAAUGGUCUCUGCCACGAUUUGUUCUAUUUCAGUUUAAUAAUCCAUCGUUUUUAGUGUGUAUUCCAAAAUUUGAUUUCAGUUAUUUAUUACCAACGAUCACUGAGCCUCGCGAAGACGCGCGCGAAAGUUCCAAGACAGAAUGAAUAUCGAAGCGAUGUAACAUAAGGUAGUAUAAGGUAACUUUUAUGACGUAGUGGAGAAUAGAGAAUUGUAUUGUUUUCGAGCGAACACGUGAUACAGAGCAGAGAAUCCACGAGCCGUGUGCGUGUUUGUGGGUCCCUUACUCAUCCCGUCUUCAACCAAUCGUCGGGUGGAUUCAUUUGCAACAUGUACAUAUAGCUGUCGCAUUUGCAGGCUGGAAUUUUUUUGAUUUUAGGGUUAAAAACAAUAAAAAAUUCCAAAUUAGGGUAAUUCAUGAACUCUCUAAACAAAUUGAACAGCGCAACGGUAUAGGUAAAAUCUUUGCUCUUUGGCACUUAGCGAUAGCUCCAACUAGUCUAUACUUGUCCUAAUUGACUGGAUCUUUCACUGGUUGCGUAUUGGGAUAAGGUCGAGAGGCCAAGCAAAAGACCUUUUUGAUAACGCUUUUUGGCCAGACGUCAGUUUUGAUUUUCAAUAAUCUUCUUCAUGAAAUGUUUUCCUGUUUGCCUUCAAUCUAAUAAUGUGGGUAAGCCCUACAUGGAACUGCAAGUAGAGUUUGACCUUCGGCCCUUUUCGGGUUGGAAAACGUUUCAACCUUUGUGAAAUCAAAGACUGUCUUGGAUUCCGUAUUCCAGGUACUGGAUGGAUCCCGGUUCUUUGUCGGUGGAACUUGGAUUUGGAUUCCAAUCGUUGGUGGGAUUCCGGAUUCCUUGAGCUGUAUUCUGAUUCCAACGUCCAAAAUCCAGAUUCCACAAGCAAAAAUUUCCCGGAUUAUGGAAUUCGGAUUCGCUUACAUGUAGCGAAACGUUACCAACUUGGAAGUAGUAACUUACUGUGGACUUUGACCUAAAAUAGACCACUUCCGAGUUCCAAACACCCUCACUUUCAAAAUGAGGCUAGGUGCACAACCUUUCUUGUGAAAAUGAGUUUUAUUUGCAUGAGAAUGAAGAAUGAUUUCCACAUCAAAGGCUGAGCACCUACCCUUGUUUUGAAACAGAGACCCGGAGGAACUCGGAAAUGACCUAUUGCAGUUCAGAAUUGAGUUCAUCCUAUCUGAUGUUAUUUUCCAUUCUAUGUAGGGUGGCAGUGCAAAAGUAUCUGCGGGGGUAAAGUCGAUGCAUUUUGACUCUUCAGGCGGUCUUGUCUGGGUUGGCGACGAAAAGGUACAUUUUAUGUUACACAGUGUAUUUAGUCUGCUUAAAAAUCAUUUCAGGGUUCCUUUUAUUCAUUUUGUACUGAGAUGGCGUCUGGAUUAUCGAUCUUUUCGCUGUGUUGCUUUCAUAUAAUGUCACAAGUUCCAACUUAUUCAGUUUUGGUAGCCUUCUUUGAUUGAUGUUUAACAACUUUCGUCACCUUUGUGAGUGGAUUUCGGUGAAGGCGCGGAUUCGAUUGAUGACCGUUGUAAGCAAUUCAAAGGGGACAGACGGCAUAUUUUUGUUGCUCGAAGUAUCAAUAAGUCGUAACUGUUCACCAGCUGGAUGCCUAAAAUGUGUGCAAUUCCACAAAUAGUUUUGGCGUCAUUAAAUCAGUACCAAUGGUAAAACAUUUUUGGAGCCACCCAGAAGGUGAGCACAGUUACUGACAAGGCAUAUGAGUAGGAAAGCAGUAUAAAGAAAAUAUUGAAAAUCACAACAAGAUUCCCAAAGAGAUCCCGAAGACAUGCCGAACAUUCGUUACACCAGGUUGCUUAAGGUACUGUUAACUUUCGCGAUUUUGCAGACGCUACUUUGUCCUUAGAUACCAUUUUAAUAACAGUUUAUUUCAAGUGUUACUAUACCUGCUUUUCACUUUUAAAAAUGUGUCUUUAUUUUAGGGUUCCAUUCAUUCAUUCUGUUUUGACGUAGCUUCUGGAAGGCUUCACAAAGCAAAACGGUAAGUAUUCCUCAUCACAGCAGUUUAAUUACCAGUGCCGGCGAAAACCUUUGUCUUGGUGAGUUUCAAAAACUGAUUUUACCGACAGUUAGUUUGAAACUAACCUGUUAAUUUGCCAGCUUUUCUUAAGACCUAAAUGUAGUUAUUGCUUUUGUUGCCGUAACAUCCAACUUUACGUAGAGAGUGUCAGAGUCACGUUUAGGUAAUCGGCAUCUAUCUACAUACUCGAGCGGUGGUCCUUAGAAAAGUUCGAAGGGCCUCUGCUCGCAGGGUACUAUCUACAUCGCAUGUUAUCUCCAGUUGUACUACUUGUCCAAGUUUUCCCUUUGCUUUUAUUUUACUGUAAAAUGCUUCUCAAAAAAAUUAUUAGUUUCACGCUGGUUUUAUCCACAAUAAUUUUUUGCUCAUUUUCUAUUUUGAGAAAUCAGUCUCCACUUUGCGUGAAGUUUACCGUUUGACGUACUUGAAGCGUAACUCUAAAUCUCUAAUUUUCUAGGUCAGCACUAUGCACAAGUAUGAGCCAUGUAAGACUUUUUGCAGCUUUUUUAGCGUUAUGUACUUUAUAUAUAUACAUUCCUUAGGAUGACUAUAGCGGAAGGCAGUCCGGUGACGUCAAUCUCUUAUCGCAGCUGGAUGAAUCGUGAGGCCCGUGAUCCAGUACUACUGGUCAAUGUUGCCAUUAAUCUCCUCUGUCUCUAUGGGUUAGUAAAUGAUAUCCUAGCUUCCUGGGUGUUAGAUAAAUUUAGCCUGCGUAGCUUGCAGUUUCGUUCGAGAGGGGACAAUGAGCUCCACAUUUCUCCUCGCGUCUUCCCCGCUCGCUUGCGCUUCCGUUCCCCCUCCACAACAAAACCGACAGCUAGGCAGGCGAGAAGAAUGUCUUUGUGAUUGCGUAGUAAUGCGGGAGUGAUAGAUAUUUAAACCCUUGGGGUUUAUAUUUUAUAGAGUUUGCCUACUCAGAUAUCGCUUAGGGUUGUUUGCUGAGAAAAUCAAACGUCGUCGUAUUGUGUUGAGAACAACAUUCAAUUUCAGCAUAUUUCACGCAACGUAAAUAACUUAAGCUCCUAAAUGGUUCUUGGAACUGUUUGCCUGUUUUGGUAAGUCUUCAUCACAUUAAAGGAAAUCCAGGUUCCGGAAUCCGGGAAAUUAUUGCUUGUGGAACCCGGAAGCUGGGAAAUGUUUCUUUGUGGAAUCCAGAAUCCUUGGCCGCUUGGAAUCCACAAUACCACUCAAGGAAUCCGGAAUCCCACAAACGAUUACUAUCCCGAAUCCAAUUUCCACUGACGAAGACCGGAAUCCAGUUCCUGGAAUCCAGAAUCUACCGCGUGGAAUCCAGAAUCCAAGACUGUCUUGGAUUCCCUUACAUUGGACGAAAGUCUCUUUCAAGGGUCAAAUAGAACCUGAGCCACUUCCAGGUUGGUCUCUUUAAAGUCACGGCCCCCUGUGUGGGAUUUACAUGUGAACCCUAAAUAAUUUGGGUUUGACGACUGAACCUCCAUAAAUGCAAAUUUUGUGAGUUGUAAUGAAUGAUGUUGCUGUCUGUUUCCAUUGGUAAAUCAAGGUCAAUAAGGCGAUGUCCACACGAAUUCGCACGUUUAAAGCCGACGGAACUACUCCGCUCUUUAGACCGUUAACUAACAUGUCUGUUUACGAUUAUUCUCGUUUAAACUCGUGUGAACAGAGCCCUAGUAACAGAGAAUAAAAUCAUUCGACGUUAGACAUUUUUCCUGGAAUGCUUAUCUUCCGACUUAGGUUUUGUUUAUUGAUUCAAGUACUUAAACAGUACUCCAGAAGGAAAUUUCGAAAGUCUUUCAAGUAUUUGUCACUAAAUGCACAAAAAUAUAUAAUUUGUGCUAAGUUUUGCCGUUUUUAACUCGUGGGUACGCACGAGCGUACCACGAGUUAUUGCAGGGACAGGGAUAUGCAAAUGAGCCACUCGCUCACUCGUAGUAGACGCACUUCGUAAUUAAUCGGGUCCGAACUCGAGAGUGCGAAGAUCUAUCGUUUCCAAAGAAGCACGCGCUCGCCGAAGUUCGGUGGCAUCAAAUUCCUCGCUGAGAGCGUGCAUCGUCCGCUACAGCACGGUUAGAGGAUAGAGGUCUUACCAAGUUUAAGAAAUCGAGAUAAGAAAACAUAAGCUUAUGUCAGUGCGUCCUACUUCGCGGAGGAGUUGUGUCGGCUUUGUAUCGCAUAUGUUCUUUCAUUGCCAUGAAAUGUGUUUACAUUGAUUUUUACUGUCAGUAGCCUUGUUUCAAUUAGCCUUAAUUUCAUCCGAUUGCUUCGAGUCGUUUUUUCAAUUGCUUAAGUAUAGCUCGAUCGUUUGCCGGCGGAAGUUCGAUGAAAAAGGCAUUAAAUUUCAGACUUUUCACCAAAUCAUGCGAUCAUCCUCAAUGGCGUAGUGGCUAUGUGAGGUCGGGUAAACUCGAAGGUACCGGGUUCAAAUUCUGCUAACGACCUUCUUUUUCCCUUCUUCCUUUUUUUUCUUUUUUGUUUUGUUUUGUUUGCUUAUUUGUUUUGCUGUUUUUUUUUUAAAUAUAUACCUAAAUAACUGUUAAUAAAGUGCAAUAAACAGCAAGAAAAGUAUUGUGUUUCCAGAACAAGGAUAGUAUAUUUAUAAUCUGGAUUUCUAUCAUUUCCUAACAUUUACUGUGGGAAAACCAGAGGUGAUAACUAAUUGAUUAUUUUCUAAACCACGCACCCACGAGUUGACGAUAGUCUUUCUUUGAUUUCUUUGGCCGUUUCAGCGUUGUUGACGAUAUGGGUGGUUUAAAACUGAAAAAGUCUUUCUCUAUUGAACACAAGUCUCGUCAAGUAAGAAGCUCAUUCUGUCCCUUGAUGUCGUUCAGGCAGGGCGCAUGUGUCGGUAAGUACUUUAGUUUUAUCUACUUACUUUACGUCAUGUUGUUAACAGUAACUGCCACCGUGCAAGUAACUAAGGCACAGUAAAGAUAUACUAUACUGUACUGUACUGUACUAUACUAUGCUAUACUAUACUAUGCUAUGCUAUGCUAUGCUAUGCUGUGCUGUGCUGUGCUACGCUACGCAACGCCACGGCACACCGCCACACCAUCACACCACCACCACCACCACUUAGCUAGUGAGGCAGUCAGUUAGUCCGUCAAUCAGUCACCUUUUGGGGUUUUAGUAGUUUUUUAAUCGUAGUUUUUUGCGAUUUUUUCCACUGGAAACAAGCCGUAUUCUUGUGUCUUAUCAGUGAGUGCCAGUGAGGACAUGGCGGUGUAUUUCUUUGAUGUUGAGCGCGCGGAGAAGCCGUGUGUCAACAAACUUCUUGGCCACUCGGCACCGGUCCUAGACGUUUGUUGGAAUUAUGACGAGAGUUUGCUGGCGUCCUGUGAUACAGAGGUACGAAGAGUUCAAUCUUUGUAAAUCAAACUUUGAGACUAAAAAAAAAUCUUAACCACAGGUUGAGCUUCGAAAGCCGAGGGAGAGGCGCGAAUGACCGUGGCGUGAAAAGUGAGCGCGAAGUCAGUCGCUCAGCGUUCAGCGCGAGCGACUGAAAGCGUAUCCUUCGCGCAAAAACGUUUUUCCCAUAACCACGAAGGACUUAAAGAAUUUCAAAGGGAAACAAGCACAUUUUGUGUUACGUUUCAAGGGUCAAUUGAUUUAUCGUUUGGUGACCUUAGGCUCGUUUGCAGGCCCUGGUCAUUUAAACCAGUUGCUUUAGCCAGUGGAAAGCGUUUUCAACCUUUUAACUCUUUUUCGAAUGAAAUGUUAUGCGCAUAGCCUCAGUUUCAAAAGUGAGAGGGUUUGGAAUUUUGAAAUAUCUUAUUGUUGGUUUGCGCCUGACGUCAUGGCGGCCAUGCUGGUGGUCUCUCCGCUGGUAACUCACUAAACUCCAUUUUCAUGUUAAUUCUUUUUUUACUGUAUUGACCUUCAAUAUGCAUGGCCACCUGGUCACGUGGUUCCAAACCAAGAAUUUGUCGUGUUUCGAUCACAUGAAACGCUACGACGGCCCUUGCUUAUUUAUCUGAACUGCUUGUGCUCACUUUGCUUUCCUUUUUCCUUUUGUUUGUUUGUUUUUUUUUUUGAAGGAACAGUCAUCGUAUGGAAGCGAGAGCAUCGGAAGAAGCACGUCACCUGAUGCGCUAAUGAGAAUAGUAAUUUGAAUAAAAAUGAGUGUGGCGUUUUUAAAUAGCACAAUAAUUUGUAUUCUUUCUACGCGAGGCGGGGUGCGUAAGUGCGAAACUAACAAGUGUACAGUUUCUAGAAUCUUCUAGUCUCUAGCGCUAUAGACUGACCAUAGCGGACUGACGUAUAAAGAGUAAUUACUGUAAAAACUGAAAUACGAUAUCAAUAAAGAACUAUCAAGGCAAGAUUUUGUUCUGUUUACAGGCCCUUCUUUUGAAUUAAAUACUGUUGAGCUUCUUCGUACUGCCGAGUCACAAACUGUAAGUUAAUACCUCGUAACAUUUAUCAAGAUCUCUUUCCAUUGUCGAGGCCUCUUUGUUUGUAUCACUAGGAGGCUAACCAGAGGCGAAACGAAAGAUGGACAGGGCCUAAACCUGUUGGGUUUUUUAUUUUCUAGUUUCAUCAUCAUGGUCAUCAUCGUGGUUGUUCGAGCUCGCAUGUAGCGUUAUCACGCAAAACAAUUCUUGAUAUCAACAAGUUCGUUGAAAAACCGACCAUAGCAUUUGAUGAAAAACGGGCGACGAAAAUGACGUCCGCAAGUACUCGUAGAGAGGCUUACCUCUUGUCAUCGAUCUGGUAUGUGAUUUGGCAAACCCCUCAUUAAGCACGUUUGCCAUUUAUCUACAGCAACAGCGAACUAAAUCAAAAUACUGUGUUAUUUGAAACAACGAGUACUUUUUCUAAUUGCCGUAACUUUUGUGUUUGUUUUUUAUCCUUGCAACACCCUGAUAAAAAUUGUAUGUUAUGAAAAAGUCAUUGCACAAAUGUCAGUGGGCAAUAUAAUAUUUUGGAAACAACCUGCAUAUUUCAUCUAUUUUCUGCGUCAUUUGAAUUUCAUAACGUUAGCAUUUAACACUGAAUUAUCAACAAAACUGGAAGUCCAGCUUGUCUACCAGUAAUUAAAUUGGGCUUAUUUCAAUAGUGCAAUCUUUGAAAAUUUAAUUAAUUUCACUAUUGUGAAUUAACUUACUUUUUGCCGCUCAAACCUGUAAAAAGAGUGACUUGGUAUUUUCUUUUUGAAAGACAUGAAAAAAAAUAUUAGGCAUUUGUGACAAAGAAAUCAAAAUGGAAACUUUUUUUCACUGUCAACAGGGAAAAGACAAUUGCUUAAAUGCUGAUGGCUUUAUCCCCAUCUAAAUAAUUCAUUUUCCCUGCUGAGGGCCUUUGUUUACUUUUAUCAUUAUUCUGGAAGGCAGCGUCAAAAUAUCACAUUAAGCAUUUUUCUGGUUAUCAUAGAACAUUUGUUUUAAAAAAUAUAACUGUGACUUAAACAAUAAGGGUAAGCUCAAACGAGGGAGACGACGCAAAAAGAAGAAAAUUCUGAAAACAGCAUCGAUAGUUACCGUACAUCAUGCAUACAAUUUGGCGUGAAUUCGUGGGAUAUACAACUGUGCAUGGUUUUCGCCAUGUAUUUGAAAGUUCUUCACGAUUUUUUAGAGUGAUAUGGCUUCUCCUGCUCUUAGGAGCUACCACCACCUACAUAAUUUUGGUGCAGGAAAGUGUGGCCAAAUACUUUUCCAAUCCAGCAACUACUAGCUUCGAGGAGGUUAUACCUAAGCUCGGGGAAGUAAAAUUUCCUGCUGUUACCAUUUGCAACUUGAAUCGAUUUGUUAAAUCGAAAAUCAACAUGUUUGAAAACGAUGAAGACUUCUACAAACUGAGUUUGAAUCUAUCAGCGUGUGAAAACAUAAAAACGGUCAAUAAAGACAUGAGUUGUGGACAAGGAUUACUGUGUGCGUACGAGUUGUUUGGAUCACAAAUUGUUGACAACUGCAACGAGACCAUAAGGCAGCGCAUUAUCAGCGCUUUGAAUGACACAAAGGUACCUAUUUUCAAUCCUGAAGAAUUUUUCGAAGCCUACGGCCAUGAUUUCAGAGAUAUGUUUCUCCAUUAUUGUCGCUUUAAGGGCAAGGAAAACUGCACUGCAGACGAUUUUUACCCAACGCUUUCCAGUAACGGUCGUUGUUUUACAUUUAACUCGGGUAAAAAUCAAACAAGGAUUCGACGUACAAUGAAGACGGGAUCUUCCGGAGGUUUCAGUGUUAUGAUGGAUGUUCAAGCAAAUGAAAACACGAUCAGUGAAUUUUCACGCGGGCUAAGAGUUAUAGUUCAUGACCAAAAUACGUUUAUCAACAUAGACAAAGGAUUCAAUGUCUACCCAGGCUCACACACAUUGGUUGGCUUGACCGUUACAAAGGUAACGUUAAUCUUUGCUGGAAAACAGCCUGUCAGUGAUUAUUUUUUGAAAUUCAAAACUCAGAAAGGCUUUUUCGCAUAAAAAAUAAACAGCAGCCCUAGAAAGCACUUCUUAUCAAACUGAAAAUUCAGGAAAAUCCUUUUACUGAGUAUAAAAUAACAUAAUGACAGUCCUCCUGUUUUACAUUGUAGUUUUUAUCCAUUCACAAAUAGAAUCAACCUAUACUGUCGUACAGAGAAGGACGAGAAGCGCGCGAUGCUUUACAGUUAGUUUUGAGUGACUGAUCAGGAUUUUUUUUCCGCCAUGCAAUUGUCCUUAAAAUGCCCCACUCAGUGUUAGAGUCGUCAGUUAUCAUAUAAAAGCUCAGUGAUCAGUGAUUGCAAGAGAGGAAAUGGGCGUUGUUUUUUUUUCGCAUGGGAAGACUGUUGGCUAUUUUGCUUCAUCGUUUGUAGAUUAAAAAAGUGGUCCUCAUUCUCUAAACGAGGAAUAUUUGCCAAUGCGCCCUAGUGAUGCUCCUUUCAUUAAGCCCGAGCUAAAAGAUCCAACAUUUUAGCCGAACAUAGUGCUAGAAGAGCAUGUUUGACAGUUAAGCCGUCUCUUUUAAUUAACUUUGAAUUAAAUGGGUUUUGCGUGUUUGAUCUAAGUCAAACUAUUUCCUACAACAUCUUGCGUCAUAACAAAGAAAUUAUUUGAUCGUCUGUCUGUUGGCAAGCUCAGGAGGGAAAAGAAACAAAUCAGACACCUUAGCUUCAUGCUUAACAAAAACUACUAAACGACCUAAACGCUUAAAACUCGAAAAUCGAGCGUGCGUUCCGGCUAUUCGGUCACAGCAUUUUUCAGCGUCCUUAAUUGCUGCUUCUAAGUAAGAGGGAGCGUCGCCUUUAGGCUUGCUGGAGGCGGACAACUCAAAAGUACUUUUAAUUAGGGAAGAACAAAGACACCUGCCGCCGAUUUUCAAAUUUUUUAGAACAAAGAUUUAAUUGCUGCCAAAAAACACGAAACCAGAAAAUGCUAAGGGUCCAUUUAUUGGCAUAAAAUCAAGCAAAUCAAAUACGGAAAUUAUUGUAAACGUAGUGACACUCGUGCACCUGAUUAAGGCAAUGUUCGCACUAUAAAAAAUAUAUAGCUUUUGCGCCGGCACGAAAUUCAUACCAGAUAAGGCUGCUGUUCGCACAUAAGAAAGGUGAUUUCGGCGCCUUUUCUGUGAGGGAGCAAUGCUGCGUCGCGCGGAUUUCGCAAGUGCCACACUUUGGUGCAUGUGUAUUAGGACCGUAGCGGAAGUGAACAAGUAGGAAAGAGGGGCGGAACAGGCGGUAAAUAUUCAGGAGGGAGGACUGAGAUUUAGUUCAUCAAACCUGUCGGUCAUCCGUUCCGGCCCUUAGCGUGGCGUGCGAUGUGUGUUAACGACUUGUUCCAGUUCUGUGCCGUUGCUGUCAAACUACUACGAGGGAUAGCUUUUCGUGUCGGCAAGAAAAGUUAUCUGAUAUAAAGUGAGCAUAGCCUAAACUGGUUAGAGAGUUCAUAAGGCAUAAGAUGGUAAAUAUUUAUGAAAGUUGACUGCGCUAUGACGUUCCUAGUUGGAGAUUAGUUGGUAACUUACAGGCUUUCCAAACGAUCCAUCUCUUUCCUACGGUGAAAAUGGAGGAAAUUUCUUUAAGGUCGUUUGACAUCUGUGAUGUAAGAUUAUGGCAUCUUUAUAAAUCUUCAAGGAAACUGUGCAUAAAAGCCUGCACCCCACCCCCCACUGCCCCCCCCCUUCUGCAAAUUUUUGCCUUUGAAAACACGUUGUUAAAUUAUUUUUUGAUGGUCUUUCUUGCUUGACGAAAAUGGGUCUUCUUGUGAGCUCUCUUUCUGGAAAAUUUUUUAUGCAAUUUUUUCAUGCUGCUUUACAUUCAAUCUGUCAACAUUGUGUUUAUAUUUUUGUAGUAUCAACGUCUUCCCUCUCCUUACAAGUCAAACUGCACUCAGCGUGUUCUUCCUCAAAUCUCACGUUACACCAGGGACGGCUGCUUUUACCAGUGCCUUGCAAACACAACGGCAAAAAUAUGUGGAUGCCGAAUGAUCGGGGUACCACGUGAGUACUCAGUGCAGUUUUCAUCCAUUCCUAACCUGCGUAGCAAGCGUUUCCGUGCGUUUUCGGAGCAAACAGCUAGGAGCAAGAGUCAAAGAUCGCGAGAGUAAAAGAGCUGGGAGGGGCGGGGAAGAAAGGAAGGAAACGUUUUUUCCUUCCUUCCCCUCCCCCUCCCCCCUCUUUCUUUUUUUGGCUCUCGUUCCAUUUCUCGUGCGGCCAAAACCGAAAAUCCCGUUACUCGGUCUUCCUUUGAUCCGAAACCAAACGGAGGCUAAACCAUUCCUAGCUGAGCAGAGCUCGCCUUGGGACUUAUUGCGCACGCUAAGGAGGAAGCGUGGCCAUAGUUAUUAAUUAAGUGGAAUGGUUAUGAAACCCGUUGGACUCCUUAAUAUGCUUUUGUUAGCUUUUUGGACCUGACCGUGCACAACGUCCAAUGACAUUCCUAUCAUUGUCAACUUACUGACUAAUGGCAACAUCGCAGUAAUUUAUUCAGUCACAAUUUGUGAACAAAAAACAAAAGACUGUGCACGGUCAGGAAGCUUCCAACAUAAACUACAGCACCAUUGUUUCCAGUUUUGAUGUUUACUGGCUUCUAACUAUGGUAUUGCCGAGCGGUUAACGAGCUGGAACUAAUCCGUAGAUCCUGAGUUCAAUCCCUGUCCUAACCCCUGGCUGGAUUUGUUAUCGGUAUUCCCGAGUUCAACGUCUUCGACCUCUCGGUCACACUUGAAAAUAGCCAACUCAGGUGUGCCUUCAGCAGGUUGGGAUAUUUAACCUUAUGGGUUGCAAUAAAAAAUAAAAACAAAACUAAACAAAAAGAAAAGAAAAGAAAAAAAAAACUAGCUCACUAGUAAUUGUGUUGCCUCAAGAAAGUCAGUCUCCAACAGAAACUCAUGCAGGGUCAUCUUGCUCAGCAUAAAAUUACCUCAGGAAAGUAGUAGGUUUUUGAUCCAUUUGGCUACUUUUUCAGAUGUUCUCCACAGUCAAAGCUAGAAUUAACCUCUUUGUAAAGCUCUAUAGACAUUACCAUAGGAAACGGCAGCUUAGUAGAUUUAGGAUUUCAUUGGCUUUAGAGUGAAUGUUGAAGUGCUUCUUUUAUAAAUACUUCCCUUUUGUGACUUAUAUUUUAGUGACCUUAUUUUGGGCUAAGCAUAGGGCGUAAGAAUCUGUUAGCCAUGGCCACCCCUCCAGCAAUUAAAGGUACGAAGGGGUUUUUAACUCGUAAGUAACUCAAUGGAUUUAAACAUUUUUGUUUUAGGGAAAAAGGGAUUGAAAAUGAUGGUAAAACUAAACUAAUAAAUGUAAACUAAUUGUUGUCGAUUUGUUAAUAUUUGGGGAAAAAAGGAAGGUUGGAAAUGGUUUUAGUCUAAGAACAACUUUUCCUUUCACAGUUCCUUUAGAUCUGCCUGUCUGCACAUUCCAACAGCAGUACUGCGUGGAACAGACUGAAGGUAAAUUUAAGUCUGCCAUUCUAAAUAUGGGACGUGACUAAAAUCAUGUGAUCAUUCGGAUAAACUAUAUUCGGUUUUUCUCUUGGUUUUCCUCAUUCUUGCUUGUCGAUGACUAAUAAGAUGAUAGGAAGUGCGAUUGCGGUAUCAAAGCAAACGGGGAGUAAAGAUUUGUCUAAAUGGAAGGAAACAUUGAAGUAUUUGGUCUGUAAAAGUGAAGUGCGUUGCCUUUUUAUAGAGACAUAUUCAAGAGCCACUGACACACGCACACCAACCCACGGAUCAAACCCACAGCCUCUCCAGUAAAAUUUUGAAAUCUAGAAGCUCGGAAAUGCAAUUUUCAGCAUUCUGGGUAUCAAAAAGAGUGCUGUUUAUAAUAAUUUUUAUUUACCACUGAACGCGACAUUUUUUGAAUAACCUAAUACUGUUUUAGAUUCAUUAAGGUGCACUCUAAAUACUUCUCUCGAUCUCUCGAUGACAGUUAAUAUCCGCUGUAGUGGUGAGUCUUACCUGUAAUCAAUCCAAACAAAUAAUAUCCUUUUUCCUACCGGUUGACAAAGACCGGUUCCUGUCAAAUAAAGUUGUGAACAAAUCUCCUAAAUACACUAAUAUUCAUCUUAGACCUCACAAUAGGACAAUUGCACGAUGACGUCAUUUUUUUUACUUGAACUACCAGAAUCCUUGAGUUUGUUGUUUUCUUGUGCAAAUUAAGGUUAUUGUUCUUUAAUCCUCAGCGGGAUUGACAAAUUUAAAUAACAAAGCAAAACCGAAAUGAAAAACCGCCAAAACCGCCAUCGUGCAAUAGACCAUUUUACAGUUGUGGACUUAGUACCCUAGCCUUCGAGUGAAUGUGAGGCUGAGGUUGACCUUGUUUUGAUACAAACCUUCUUUGCUUUGUUAUGGAAAUUGUUCUUGGAAACUACUAGUUAGCAUGAGAAUAACUUGAUUUACAUAAUAAAGCAUGAAGGUUUGUAUCAAAACAAGGUCACCGUCAACCUCACCUCCACCAUAACUGUAAAAUGGCCUAUAGUCCUAUUACAAUUUGAACAGGUCUCGGUGAGAGGCAUAACAGGCGACGGUACAGACCGCCAGUGACCGGCUUUUAUUGAAACCUCUGUAGACUACGAGUAGUCCCCCAUUGUUCCUCAGAGAUAGUAGAGCGUGCGAAACGCGAGCGCGCGUGAAAAUCACCCGACGCGAGAAAAGGCGACACGCGGCGGGGAGAGAGAAAACUACUCGUAGUCUAAAACCUCUGUAAAAAUCGAUACAGUUUUUUAGAAUUCAACUCCAUAAAAAUUUGCUGCCAUUUGAAGAAUUGAACAAGAUGGAAUAAGCGCGAUAAAGUUUGAACCUGCGCCACUUUACUGUUAAGUGACGUUUUCGUAUCUGUCGCCGUCGUUGUUGCUUAAGCUCCUUAUAAAUGAAAGAUAGGUGGAAGGAAAAAUUGAGAGGAAGAAAGGAAGGAAGAAAGAACGAGAGAGAAGGAAAUACUAUAAAGAAAGAAAAAUGCUCAGUGGAACAAAUCCCACUACAGCAGUAGUGUAGGUUUUCUCUUUUGUUUUUUCAGGGUCACAGAAUCCAUUCACUUGUAACUGUAAGACGGCAUGCGAGGAGACUGAAUACACAAGUCAGGUGUCUUACUCCGAAUUCCCGGAUGAUGGCGUCAGCAAGAUAUUAAAACACUUAUUCGCUUAUAACCGAAGUAUGGAAUAUCAGAGGUGAAGCCAAUUUUCCUUUGCGAACUUUUCUUUUCUUAGUUAUCCCAGAUCUUUUAGGGCUAUUUUGAACUGUUGUUCUCACAAGUCGUUUCAUUUGACUUACUUAUCGCAUAGUAAAAAUUAUGCUUGAAUCUAUGACUAAUUCUGCUUUCAGGAGAAAUUUAGUUUUUCUUCAAGUCGGCUUCCAACAUCAAGGAUUCUUUUUACAAACCGAAAAACCAAGUUACAAAAUGGACAGCUUACUAGGUUAGUAACUUAUACGAAUUAAAGUGACGGGUUUAACGCUGAUGGUACAGCGAAAUAAGAUCAUCAAAUAGUCCAGUUUCGUUUUCGCUAUGACAGCUGAAUAAAAGAGGUGAAGACACAAUUCUACAAGGUUAGCCUCCAUCUGAAGUAAAUAUAUUCACAAAUUCCAGCAAGAAGAAGACCUGUUUAUUACUCUAUCUAUUGUGUAUUUUCAAAUUUCAGACACUUCUUGCCGGAAUUCGUGCAUGUUUUCCUUUUUGUCGAGGCUAACCCUGUAUGAAUGUAUCGUUAAUGUUGUUAUUCAGGGGAAAUUUUUUAAUUCGAGAAAGGACUAUUACCGACAGGGUCAGGAUAGGAUAGGGGUUAGGGGUUAGGGGUUAGGGUUAGGGUUAGGGUCUGUUCCUAGGAGGGGACUUUCAGCAGUUGACCCUUGUCUACUUUACUUCCCUAUCAAGUAGAAAAGGCGAAGUAAACAAUACACCAUGCUAUUCAUAAAGAGUAGUGACCGUCCAACCUGGUGGCGUGAUAUUGGUUUCACUGUUUUUUUUUUGCGGAUAGGACUGACAUUAAGUCCUUGAUUCGCCAAGCUGUUGUGCAUGGUGUUCCAGCAAAGCUUAUAGAUUAUAUUAGUCCGUACGGGUGGAAGGGAUGAGAAAGGAUCACUGUUCGAUACCGACUCAUUUUAAAUCACUUUUUUUUUGCUCUGUUUCAGGUGACAUUGGUGGAAACAUGGGUCUCUUCUUGGGCUGCAGUUUAUUGACUUUGUUUGAGUUUGUAGAUUUGCUUUGGAAUUUCUUAACAUUCCGAGCAAACAGAGUUAAACAUGUUAAAGGCAAACCACAGUGUAACUCUGACUCGGGAACACUGUGAAUGUGAUGAAAUACCAUUCCUGAUAACGCAUUGACUGAAAAUAGUUGACUAAACGCUGGCGCAAAAAGUAAGAAGACGGGAAAUUAGAAGGCGAAGCAGAAAAUGGAAAACAAAAAGUGGACUUUGCCCCCUAUUUAUUUUAGCUUGGACAAUUCCUAUCAAGUAAAGGGGGUUUUUUUUUUUGGUUAAACUUUCCAUCAAGUGUUUAUCCUGUGAACAGACCUAUAAGCCAGGGUAUAACGACAUCCAUAUAACGAAACCUUUUUAAGUAAAUCUACUAAAAGUAGCUUUGAAAUAAUGAAUACAUAAAAAUCUUAAUAGAUACCAAUUAGAAUAGCCAUUCCGAGGAAACUGAUAACCGAGGUAGUAAACAUUUUGUAAAUGGCCUCGUUCUUGGCACGCCAAAAAGAAAAAACGUUUCUGUCUCAACCAGUCCAGGUUUUAGUAAAGCAUAGUUCACCAAUCAACUUGGCCUUAUUGUAGAAUCAAGUAUCGCUGCUAAGACGACUUAUAUUCCUCAGUUAUCGCAUCUAUCACCAGGAACUCCCCUUCCAUUAAUUGUUUUCCCUCUCUUGACAUUUAUUUUGUUUUGUUUUUUUUCGGCCUUUAUUGAUCUUCGACAUUUUUCCACGUACGUACGUGCGUACAAUUAGCUGCACCCUUGGUUUCUUGUCUCAUUUGAAGACGACAACGUUUGCAUUCAUUGCUGAACUGUCAAUAAAACUGGAAGUUUUAAGCAUGUCUACUUAUAACUAUUGAAUUUGGCUUACUCCUAUAGUGCAAACUUUAAUGAUUACACAUUCACUUUAAUUUUUGUGAAUCGACUUACUUUUUGCUACAAAUACCUGUAAAAAUAGCGACAUCGUUUUUGAACGACUUGAAACAAAUGCUGCUUUUUGGGACAAAGAAAUCUAUCAAAAUGAAAAUUUUUCUUGCUGUUACACCUGAAAAGACAAUUCCUGAUAGCUGAUAGCUUUAAUCCGGCCCUAAAUAAUUCAUUGUCUCUGCUGUGUGCUUUUAUUAAUUAUUCAUUGUGGAAGGAAGUACCAAAUCGUAUUAACCUUUUCCUAGUUAUGAUGGAAAAUUUAUUUUAAAGAAUUGGGGUAAGAUCGUGAUACCUUAACUUAAAGACAGUUUAAAAGUUUAAAAACAGCGACGAUAUUUGCCGGACAUCAUGCCUACAAUUUGGCGUGAAUUCGUGGGAAAUACGACUGUUCAUGGUUUUCGCCAUGUAUUUGAAAGUUCUUCCCGAUUUUGUCGCGUGAUAUGGCUUCUCUUGCUUUUAGGAGCUACCGCUUCUUACGUAUUUUUGGUGCGACGAAGUGUAGCCAAAUAUUUAUCGAACCCAGUAGCUACUAACUUCGAAAAGGUUGUACCUGAGCUUGGAGAAAUAAAAUUUCCUGCUGUUACCAUUUGCAACUUGAAUCGAUUUGUUAAAUCGAAAAUCGACAUGUUUGAAAACGAUGAAGACUUCUACCAACUCGGUUUGAAUCUUUCGGCGUGUGAAAAGAUAAAGAUGGUUAAUAAAGACAUGAGUUGUGGACAAGGAUUACUGUGCGCGUACGAGUUCUAUGGAUCGGAAAUUGUGGACAACUGCAACGACACCAUAAGGCAGCGUAUAAUCAGCGCUUUAAAUGAAACAGAGGAACCUGUUUUUAAUCUUGAAGAAUUUUUCAAAGCCUACGGACAUGAUUUUAGAGAUAUGUUUCUCCAUUAUUGUCGCUUUAAGGGCAAGGAAAACUGUACUGCAGAAGACUUUUAUCCUUCGCUCUCCAGUAACGGUCGUUGCUUCACAUUUAACUCGGGUAAAAACCAAACCGGUAUUCGUGGAACAUUGAGAGCGGGAUCUUCUGGAGGCCUUAGCGUCAUGAUGGACGUUCAAGCAAAUGACAACACAAUCAGUGAAUUUUCACGUGGGCUAAGAAUUAUGGUUCAUGAUCAAAAUACGUUUAUCAACAUAGACAAAGGAUUCAAUGUCUAUCCUGGCUCGCACACUUUGGUACGCGUGACCGCUACAAAGGUAAUAUUUAUCAAAUCGUCAAAACCCUUUGACCGUUAUUUUAAGUUUUUUUUUAGACUCAAAACGCAAAUUGCUUGACGGUUUUGUAACAGGAAAUGAUAAACAGCAUCAUUGAAAAAAGAGCUUCUCAGUCGCUGUCGUACAAAUUCCCACAGUUCCAGACUCUAUCUACGGUCGGACAAAAACCAACAACUGUCUUUCCCACCUCGUUUCCAGGGUUGUCUCCUUCCCGUCCCUACGGAGCGACGAGUAGAAGAGAGAACUUGGGAGCGAGGUUGCUGUCUUCCCUUGAUGGAGUUUUCAUGCUUAAUCGUUGGGCAGAAAGAAACAAACAACGGAAGGAAAAACGGAAAGAAGGAAGGAGGGAAGAAGAAGAAUUGUUCAAAGUAUUGAGUUCUUCGUCCCCUCUGGUGAGAAAACACCAAGUUAUUAAAAAGGUGUUUGGGGUCUUUUCUUUAGAAAAAGGGCUAUUCAAGAAGCGUACUGCGAAGCCGUAGGACCCACUGCAAUUCCCUUUUUGCUCCAGAUCACUUGAUUUUGAUAUGACAAGACAAGAAACGUUUAUUUGGAGUCUUUGCAAUACUGCUAGUUUGCGAUCAAUCUUUUAAUGUUGAUGUUUUAAUGUUUAUUCUAGUAUCAACGUCUUCCUUCACCGUACAAGUCUAACUGCACGCAACGCGUUCUUCCUAAAAUUCCACGUUACACAAGGGACGGCUGCUUCCACCAGUGCCUUGCAAACAUGACCGCAGAAAUGUGUGGAUGCCGAAUGAUCGGGAUACCACGUGAGUACUAG
Molecule: messenger RNA, 22961 nt
Organism: Porites lobata
Lineage: Eukaryota; Metazoa; Cnidaria; Anthozoa; Scleractinia; Poritidae
Source: the annotation of a GenBank genome assembly